Molecule: messenger RNA, 1714 nt
Organism: Diabrotica balteata
Lineage: Eukaryota; Metazoa; Arthropoda; Insecta; Coleoptera; Chrysomelidae
Source: the annotation of a GenBank genome assembly
CUCGGUGUCAAGGUGGUCAAGUCAAAAGUCAAGUCAAGUCAAUAUUCUUUGCUGGUGUGGUGAGCAAUUUAAGAAUGCAAUCGCAGUCUUCGGAAAUAACAAAUAACAUUUGAUUUGUAAUGACAAUGUACUUAAAAUGCAGUAUAAGAAUUGUUUUAUUUUCCUAUCGUUUUAAUGAAUAAUAUGAUAUAAUGCGGGUUUAUUUAUAUAAAUCCUUGGUUAUUUCAUUUUGUUACCAAGCUUUUAUGACAAAAGUAAAAUGUUUGUUUAUAAUAUUGGGCCUGUUUAAAGAUCUUUAUCUUGAUAAUUUUUAAUCCUAUUUGAAAAAAAUGAGUGAUAAAAUGUCCAAAGCUACUGGGACCUCUGUUCCUAAUAAAAUGAGACUUUAUGCUACAUGGGUUGACAGAACACCUACAAAUUGUAUUCCAAGGCUUUGUUCCCUCACUUUAACAAGAAUAAUCAUUUUAAGACCACUUGGAUCUGAUUUGGCUGCUGUUUCAAUUGCUGUAAAGAUGCAGUCAACGAAAAGAAUACUUCGAUCCAAUGAAUUAGUAUUAACUCAAAGUGGAGUUCUAGAUGCACAACUAGAUGUGACAUUUUGUCUUCAAUAUCCGCAUUUUUUAAAAAGAGAGGGUAAUAAAUUACAUAUCUUGUUACAAAGACGUAAGAGGUAUAAAAAUAGAACAAUGUUGGGGUUUAAGACGCUGGCAGAAGGUAUUAUUAGAAUGGAUCAAGUACUGCAAAAGCAAAUGGAUUUUGAACUUGAACUUUUACCAGAAAACAAUAAUAAGGAUAAGAACGUUUCACCUAUUGCUAGACUUUCAGUAUUACAGCUUAGCUCUACUCCAGUUGAUCAUGAACAUAAGAUUCGUGAACACGAUUUUAGUGAAGAUGAGGAUGAGAUAAGUUCAGGCGAAGAAGAAGGUGUCGACCUUUCCGAUAGUGAACCUAUUAGAAAGCUUCCACAUACUCGACAUAACCUAAAACAAAGAUUUGUGUCAUUGCUCAGAAGAUUCAGGGUUCCUGAUAAUGAAGGGGGAAGAGUACGAGAUUGUUUAGACAAUCCAAGUGAUAUUCAAGCUUUAUUUCAAGAGUUAGAAUCACUUAGUUGUGACGACGAUUCUGGAGAACCUGAUACUAUAUCUAUAACAAGUACUCCUAAACCGAGUUUACGUCCAUUUUUUAGUAGUAGUCGAAGUCUUCUAGAUAAUAAUUCUUUACAUUUUACGGAAUCCGACAAAGCUGAAGACAAUUCUUUUUCAGACAUGGAAUCUAUCAAACAACUUUCUCAGCUUGGCCGUCACUAUGGAACCGAUUUCGACAGGGAAUAAGAUCACAAUCUCUUAAUUGCCCAACAUGGAAUAAAUAAGAAAUAGGCUGCUCCAGCUGUCAAUAUAAAAUAUAUUAUUAAUGCGAGUGGUAAUAUGUAGUUGAAGGCAACGAAAUUUAUCAAUUCAAAAUCGUUCUUGUACAUUUACAUAUAUAAAACUAACUGGUUGUGUAUUUUUAAAGGAGAUUAUGAAAGAAAUUACGGAAGUCGGUAGAAUAAAAUAAAAAAUAACUACCAUAAUUAAAAUUAUAAACAUCAAACGUUGAUAUUUAUUGCCUAAUUGUAAAAUCAGAUAGUAAACAUAUUCGAAAAAUUUACAUUUAUUCUUACGCGAUAAUUAUCUUCCAUUGGAAUUUAAAAGAUCAUAAUAUUAGUAAAAAUUAG